Molecule: messenger RNA, 1278 nt
Organism: Symbiodinium pilosum
Lineage: Eukaryota; Dinophyceae; Suessiales; Symbiodiniaceae
Source: the annotation of a GenBank genome assembly
AUGGCUUCGCAACCUGGCAGCGCACGAACCUUGGAGGUUGAUCAGCGCCCAGUGCGAUCAGCGGCAGCUGGAGGCAUUCGCAGCUGUGGAGCUGUAGGGAAUCCGAAAAGGUCCGGCGGCUCUGCGUUUGUGCUGAACGUCUUUUUGCUAGUUACAGUGGUGAUACUUGGCUGCGCAAACAUCAUUGCCAAGCAGAUUGCAGCUCAGCCGCUGAAGCGUUACUCCUAUAUGCUGACAUUGGCCGUGCAGAUCGCGUACCUGCCGCUGUACUGGUCGAUCCUCGGGCUCCUGCUGCUGGUUGGCGCCGUCCCGCUGGAGCAAUUUCGCUUCGUUUGGCAGUGGCAUGGAUCCAGGGCCCCUGGUUUGGCUUUCUUCGCAGCUUCUGCACUAGGAGAUGCCCUGGGCGACGGCAUCCAUGCAAUCUGCACGGACCAUGUAAGUGGCCCUCUGCAAAGCCUCGCGAACUCCUUCAUCUCGAUCUUUAUCGCCGUCCUCUCAAUGUGUGUCUUUCAAGAGCGCUACUCUCUGAUGCAGUGCUUGGCUCUUUUGGCGGUGCUUUCGGCUGUGGUCGUGGGUUUCCUCCCGUCGCUGGAGGGCCACAGCAACACCCAGCCCGAGUUCGCCAUCAUUUUUGCAGGCAGCUGCUUCUUUUAUUCCGCUUCCUUUGUGAUCAAGGAGCUCAUGUUCAAGCGCUUCAAGGCUUGGCAGGAAGCUCCCCAUCCUGGCGGUCCUGAAGCUCGAAGCGGCCUGAGUGGCCUGAACAUCUUCGUCAUGAACGCUCACCUAGCUGUCUUCCAGCUUCCUCUGACGGUUCUGCUGCUACCACUGAACGAGCUUCUGAAGCAGACUGAUGGCGAAGGCAUUUUGGCCUUUUCGAGGGAAGCCUUUGCCUGCGUGUUUGGUGGCAGCUGCGGGCCAGACUCCAACCAUCCAGAGCUUGCAGGACGUUGUGUGGCCACUUACGUGUUGCUCAACGUUCUCUGGAACUUGAGCAUGGUUCUGGCCGUGAAGCAUUCAGGCUCGCUCGCCACCAACAUCGCCCUGAAGGCGGUGUUCCCUGUGUCUACUGUCCUCUUUGCCUAUGUGGACUGGCCUUUGCUCGGGCAAACAAGCCUCUCUUGGCUGGUGUGGCUCUCCAUCCUCAUCCUGCUGCCCUCCAUCGCAGCCUAUCAGUGGGCAACGGACCUCCAGGCACAGCGCACACGGGCGACAUGCUGCUGGCCCCUCUUCGCACAGCUCUCUUCCUAUCCGCUGCUGGAGCCUUCGCUAUCGCAGUGA